Camelina sativa (false flax) is the source of this 1313-nucleotide messenger RNA. Lineage: Eukaryota; Viridiplantae; Streptophyta; Magnoliopsida; Brassicales; Brassicaceae. The record is from RefSeq and is a predicted model, not a curated record.
AUGAUUAGGCAGUUUCUUCCCAAAGUUAAUUGGGAGCAAUUGGAUAUCAAGAACCGUUCUGCUGCAGAAUGUGAAGCCCGGUGGAUGAGCUCGGAAGACCCAUUGAUAAACAAUGGUCCAUGGACUGUAGCAGAGGAUAAUCACAUACGCUUAAUUACACAAAACAAGGGUUUUACAGACUGGCUAGACAUUGCGGUAUCGCUAGGAACAAAUAGGACUCCAUUUCAAUGUUUGGUUCGAUAUCAGAGAAGCUUGAAUCCAUACAUAUUGAGAAAAGAAUGGACUGCAGAGGAAGAUGACCAACUCCGUGCCGCAGUAGACUUGUUUGGCGAGACUGACUGGCAAUCUGUAGCAAAUGUCUUACAAGGAAGAACUGGACCUCAAUGCUCUAAUAGAUCAGUGAUCUUCAUAUGGAAAAAGUCACUUCACCCUAGCGGAACAAGGAACCGAAAGUGGAGCUCAGAGGAAGACAAACGUUUGAAAGUAGCUGUGACGCUCUUUGGAACUAAAAACUGGCCUAAAAUUGCUCAGUUUGUUCCUGGACGGACGGGUACUCAGUGUCUAGAGAGAUGGGGGAACCCUUUAGAUCCCAAACUUAAAUUUGGGAAGUGGACCAAGGAAGAAGAUGCAAAGUUGGGAGAAGCAAUGAAAGAGCAUGGACAUUGUUGGUCCAAAGUCGCUUCAUAUAUGUCUUGUCGCACUGACAAUCAGUGUGCGAGGAGAUGGAAAAGCUUAUAUCCUCACCUAGCGCUUCUUAGACAAGAAGCUAGAAGGUUACAAAAAGAAACUACUAUAGGUAAUUUUGUUGACCGGGAAUCAGAGCGUCCUGAUCUUGUCGUAGGCGAUUUUUUAGCACUAACCGAGAUAUCUCUUGAGCCAGAACGCAAAGCAAGACAGAAGAAGAAGGCAGAUGCAGAAUGCGAGGUUGAAGCAGUUUGUGCUGAUACAGAGAGACAACCAAAGAAGCGGAGAAAAGGAUUAGAGAGAUGUAUGUAGACAAGAAAAUGAGACUGAAGACAAUGUAAAGGAGAAGAAACGAAGACGAAAACGCACAAGUGUUGCAGAAACAUCAAAUAACAGCCCUGUGAUAACCAACUGCCCUCAAGUCAAAAUUGGUAUCCAGAAGCUUAAGCUAGGAGGAAAGUGUCUGCAUUAGUUCUUGCCGAGAACCAAGUUGCACCAAGUUAGGUUUUUUUGUUUGUGCUCUAGAAAAUUUUGUAAUAUGAUAGAAAAAAUAUAUUUUCAAUGAUGCUAACAACAGAGAAAUUGAGUACAUAUGCAUUUUUGUAGCUAAGCUUUCAAGUUACGACAUA